AUGAGAUUUUCAAAUCAUCAGAGCAUUAUCAACUAUCUAACGAUGAUGUGCAUUAUGAUCAUUGGUGCAUCAUCAGUCAACAGUCCAGAGCAUGAAAAAGGCAAGGAGGUUGUAACCAACAAUCCACAGCAACGUCGACCAAAUAUGGCAGCAGCAAUGACAGCAUUAAUGCGAGCACAAUUUCAUGCCACAAGUUCAGCAUUUUCAGAAGAUAGAGCUUGGCGAACGGAUAAUCAAUAUCAUCGUGCAAUUGAAGUAGGAAAACUUGUUGCACAUCAACAACAAUUUAAAAAAGAACAAGAUGCAUUUCAUCGUGCUAUGAGUGGUGAACAGCACGUUGAAAGUACUCAUGCUCCUCAUCAACAGCCGGUAAUCAAAGAUGUCAAAGAAGAAGUUAGUGAAAAGAUCAAACCAAUUACAGAGAGAAAGCGUAAAAUAUUAAACAUCGGAGGAGAUUCAUCAGUAACACCUUCCAAACAAUUACAUAUCGGGCCAAGUACUGAUCAUCUUCAUCCAGGCACAGCUUCAACCAUUGACACAUCUUCAAAAGAUGGCCGCCGUAGAUCAAAAUCAAAAGAGAAAUACCCUGUCUUGGAAACAGGUUCAACCAAAGCAAAAGAAUCAAGUCAAGCUGGCACGGCCAGAGCAUCACAAACGCCGCCUAGAACACAGCAUAGUGGCAGAGCAACCGAAAAACCGAGAAAGAAGAAAGAAUCAAGUAUGUCAAGAGGCCCGAGAAAGCCAAAAGAUGAUCCGAUCACGGUAAAGUGUACCGAUAAAGCUAGCGAGAUGACAACCAUGAAAAAAGUUAAAACACCUCCUCCUUCUCCGUCGAGACAUGAAGCGCAUCCACAUAGAAGCUCGAUACGACACACCAAAGAAAGCUUGGUUGGUUGGGCAAAUACGGAUCCUGUACAACAUCCGCAUGCCGAACAUGAUCGACAGAUGAAGAUUGUCAAAAAAGCACCCGUCACCCGCUUAGACGAUGGUGCAUCAGCAGCCCAGAAAAUCUCGAAAAGUCAAAAGGAGGACCACAGUCAUAGCUAGAUUGUCUCGAACUGUUGUCACUCUGUCAAUUAUGUUCUACUUCAUUCUUCCCUCGCAC
Meira miltonrushii is the source of this 1105-nucleotide messenger RNA. RefSeq lists its product as uncharacterized. NCBI's taxonomy places the organism in Eukaryota, Fungi, Basidiomycota, Exobasidiomycetes, Exobasidiales, Brachybasidiaceae. The record is from RefSeq and is a predicted model, not a curated record. Bases 1 to 1047 code for a protein of 348 amino acids. The transcript is spliced from 2 exons.